AUGCCCCAACUCAACCCCGCCCCUUGGCUUUCCAUCCUGGUAUUCUCCUGAUUCGUAUUCCUAUUUGUAAUCCCACCUAAAGUGCUCAACCACUCCUUUAUGAAUGAGCCCGCCCCACAAAGCGCUGAAAAACCUAAAUUUAACCCCUGAAACUGACCAUGAUACUAA
This is a messenger RNA of Esox lucius (northern pike), 168 nucleotides long. The record is from the annotation of a RefSeq genome assembly. NCBI's taxonomy places the organism in Eukaryota, Metazoa, Chordata, Actinopteri, Esociformes, Esocidae.